Molecule: messenger RNA, 702 nt
Organism: Saccharomycopsis crataegensis
Lineage: Eukaryota; Fungi; Ascomycota; Saccharomycetes; Ascoideales; Saccharomycopsidaceae
Gene: YTH1
Product: cleavage polyadenylation factor RNA-binding subunit YTH1
Exons: 1
Coding region: 1-702 (233 amino acids)
Molecular function (GO): metal ion binding; RNA binding
Source: RefSeq, a predicted model, not a curated record
AUGCAGAAUCCUAUACUAACACCCAACUUCUCCAAUGUCCUGUUCAAGUUUGAACCAUUUCUUCGGAAAGAAUACAACUUGGCUCUAAAUCCAGACCGUCCACAAUGUAAAUUCUUCGAGGCCAAUGGCACCUGCCCCAACGGAUCCAAUUGUUACAAUAAACACGUUAGUCCAAUGUUUCGCAACAAGGUGGUUUGCAAGCAUUGGCUAAGAGGAUUAUGCAAAAAAGGAGACUCUUGUGACUACCUUCACGAAUACAAUCUCCGGAAAAUGCCCGAAUGUUUAUUCUUCAGUAAAAAUGGAUUUUGUACCCAGACUCCUGAAUGUAUUUACUUACACAUCGACCCCCAGACAAAAAUCCCAGAGUGUUUCAAUUAUAAUAGAGGAUUCUGUCCCGAUGGACCAGCCUGUAACAAGAGACACAUUAGAAAAACAUUCUGUGAGUUAUAUUUGACAGGGUUUUGCCCAUACGGUGCCAAAUGUAACUUGGGGGCCCAUCCAAAGUUUGAAGGUUUACUUGAUAAAUUGAGAAUCAAACCAGAUAAGAAAGAAGAAACUAAGAAUGAGGGGAAUACUGCCGACACACAGACUAAAGAGGGAAAACUCCCUAGUGGCAAACAAGAGGCAACUGGCACAAAAAGAUCUGUGGAAGAGGCUGAAGAAGUUGAAGAACCAGCAACCAAGAAGUUGAAGAGUACUUAA